AUGGGUGCAAAUAUGGGCAAAAAUUCGAGCCUGCUCGACGCGCUGCCAUCAGCGCAAGGCACUUUACACGUUGUUAUGCUUGGACUUGACUCCGCGGGAAAAACUACUGCCCUUUACAGACUCAAAUUCGAUCAAUAUCUGAACACCGUCCCCACAAUCGGUUUUAACUGCGAGAAAGUUAAAGGAACCAUUGGAAAGUCAAAGGGUGUCAACUUUCUUGUGUGGGAUGUCGGUGGUCAGGAAAAACUGCGGCCUCUGUGGAAAUCUUAUACUAGGUGCACAGAUGGAAUAAUAUUUGUUUUAGAUUCGGUAGAUGUAGAGCGAAUGGAGGAAGCUAAAAUGGAACUUAUACGAACAGCAAAGUCUCCGGAUAACACGGGUGUGCCAAUACUCGUAUUAGCCAAUAAGCAGGAUUUGCCAGGGGCAAAGGAACCACGAGAGCUGGAGAAACUGUUAGGACUUCAUGAAUUAGUUUCCUCCCCUCACGGAUCUAGAGAUGCACAUUCAUGGCACGUCCAGCCGGCUUGCGCUAUUACCGGAGAAGGUCUACACGAAGGAUUGGACGCGUUAUAUGAAAUGAUACUCAAGAGAAGAAAACUUGCGAAAUUACAAAAGAAGCGGGUUAGAUAA
Messenger RNA from Pieris macdunnoughi, 630 nucleotides. The record is from the annotation of a GenBank genome assembly. NCBI's taxonomy places the organism in Eukaryota, Metazoa, Arthropoda, Insecta, Lepidoptera, Pieridae.